Alosa sapidissima (American shad) is the source of this 676-nucleotide messenger RNA. RefSeq lists its product as uncharacterized. Lineage: Eukaryota; Metazoa; Chordata; Actinopteri; Clupeiformes; Clupeidae. The transcript is spliced from 4 exons. Bases 24 to 641 code for a protein of 205 amino acids. The record is from RefSeq and is a predicted model, not a curated record.
UUAAACAUAGCACACAUCUCUGAAUGGCCCGGUUGCAGACAGAAAUGAUGUGUGUAUUUCUCAUGCUGAUGUUAUCAGGAGUUUCAGAUGGAAACACUUGUAUCUGUGAUGCUACGAAAUCCAUUACAUGCCAUGGAGUCCAAGGAGAACCUCUUUAUCUACAGGUGAUCCCUAAUGCCACUGGAUAUCGCCUAAUUUUAAAGGAAAUAACCCAGAAUGGUGCGAGUACGAUUUUUAGAUAUAAAAGAAAUCAGAUUCUGUUCUUCAAUGAAACGCUCAGUUCAUCUUUAAAACAGAGAUUGCACUUUACUGCUAUGAACGGGACUAUAUCUAUAAACCCAGCAACAAAAGGAGACUCAGGAACAUAUCAAGUAGAGAUCAUCAAUGAUGACAAAGGGGUAAAUGUGGCAAACAUCACAAUUCAGAUUAUUAUUCAAGAUGCACACAGCACUGUGACAUCCACUAACACACAGAUUACUGUCAAUGACAACCCCAAGAUGGAGACACCUGUUUACGUGAUUAGAGCAUCAGCUUGUCUUGGAGUGAUCCUGCUGUGUGGGGCUGUGGGAGUGCUCUGUGUCUGCCAGAGGAGAACACACACACACAAACCAGGUCAGACCACCAAGUGCAAUGAGACAUGAGUUAGACCCAGAAAAGUGUAAAGAAAUAUGAACAU